AUGGCGGCGGCGCCGGGCGCGCUUCAGCGGAAUCAAACACUUCAUGAAUACUCUCCUGCACCUAUUGCGAAGCGCCAUAUGCCUCUUCUUCUCGAGACUGAGGAUGGGACCUUACUUAGCAUCCAUGGUUCCCCAAAGUUUCGCAAGCGAUAUAACAAUGGAUAUUCAACUACGGUCUGUAGUGACUUCCUGAAUGGAUUUCCAGACAGGUGGCAAAGUUGCAAGCCGUGCAAUUCUGGAAUGGACUCCACUCAAUUUUACAUGGAGAAAUUUGAGCAGGGGAGAAAUUUGAUUAGCAAAUUUCAAGACAUUUUGGGAAGUUUCUCACACAAUGGUGCUGUGUUCCAAAAAUCAUCACAUUUAUUAAAUGGAACACCCAGAUUUGAAGAAUAUACUUGUGAUGGUGAUAUCGCAACAAAUGAAAAUGCUGCUGCCUCAAGUGAAGCUGCCACAGGCGAUCAGAGAACUCCAGUAGUUUCAUUGGAGGUUCGUGGUUGCCGUAAAGGGACUCAGCACAUGUCAUUGACUGAGAAGGCAGCAGUAGAUGAAGAAAUGCCAGCUUCAGUUUAUUUGGAUAUGCAAAACUCCUUCUGUCUGUCAAAUGGAACACCAAUAUUGGAGGAAUACAUUUGUGAUGGUGAUAUUCCACCAAAUGAAGAUGCUGCUGCUUCAAAUCAUGACAGUGAAAGAUACACAGCUACAUCAAAAGAGGUGAAUAACAUGGAAAUUGGCUUGGUUACGGGCAGCCCUUCAAGAGAAAGAGGCCAUGAUGACAUUGCUACUGAUGUUUCUUUAGCUCCUACAGUGGAAUGUACUAAUAAUGCAGUCAGUGAAUUGGUACACAGUACUCCAGCAACAGGCACAUAUCGUAAAAAGACUCCUGUGGCUUCUUUGAAGAGUCAAGGUUCCUGGAAGGUCAUAGCUUCAAAUAAGAAGAAGAAGUUGAUUGAUCUGUGUCUUGGAAAGCAGCCUGUAGGCCAGCCAAAGAAACGAAUAUCUUCACAUGAAAAGUGUCGAAGUGCUACAAGAUCUCCACGGACCAGGAACCCAGCUUCAUAUGUCCUUUGGUCUCCGCUUACUCGUGAUAAGGCCACAGCGUUGUCUAUGUCCACACCUGAAGAUCUCAAACUUAAAAGAACCAGAUCAGGUCGCGUAAUAGUACCCAAAUUGGAUGAAGGGUGCCAAAGCAUUGUCUAUGGAAAGGAUGGUUUGAUCGCAGCUGUCGUUGGUCUUGAUUCACCAGCAGUGCCCAAAUGUUUGUUCUGA
This is a messenger RNA of Miscanthus lutarioriparius, 1266 nucleotides long. NCBI's taxonomy places the organism in Eukaryota, Viridiplantae, Streptophyta, Magnoliopsida, Poales, Poaceae. The record is from the annotation of a GenBank genome assembly.